Messenger RNA from Humulus lupulus (European hop), 1990 nucleotides. RefSeq names its product protein IQ-DOMAIN 17-like. The coding region runs from base 226 to 1821 and encodes 531 amino acids. Gene Ontology annotation, molecular function: protein binding. The transcript is spliced from 5 exons. Lineage: Eukaryota; Viridiplantae; Streptophyta; Magnoliopsida; Rosales; Cannabaceae. The record is from RefSeq and is a predicted model, not a curated record.
UGAAACGUUAUGUUAUGUUUUGUUCUCCUAAAUGCAUGGACUAUUACCCUCCAUUUUCCUCCACUUGUAGAAUACAUUAUUAUUGCUCCUUUAAAAUGAGCGCCGCUGCCAUUUAAAGCACCAACUACUCAGCUCAAUCAAUUCCACUGCCUUUUCUUUUUAAUGAUUUAUGCAAGUUUGUUGUAGUAGUACUGUACUGACUUCUAAACCAGAAGUGAUAUUUUAAUGGGGAAGAUUGGUGGAGCAAGCUCUUGGUUGACUCUGGUCAAAAGGGCUUUCAGGUCUCCUACUAAGGAGACUAAUAAUGAGAAAAGAAGUAGUAAUAGUAGAAGAAGAGAAGAGAAUGAACCAGAGGAAGAAGAAGAAGAAGAAGAAAAGAAGAGAGGAAAAAGGAGAUGGAUUUUCAGGAAGCAGCUGAAUCAGCAAGAAAAAAAAGUCAUACAACAUUGUGAAACUAGGACCAUAACAACUACUGCUAAGAUCACUGCUGCUGUGACUAUUCCGACCAACAAUCCUUCCGGUUCUCUCGAGGCAGCUUCUACUGAUCGUAAUAAUAACAAGCAUAGAUCUUCUUCUUCAUCACAUGCUCUUGCUGUGGCCAUGGCCACAACAGCAGCUGCCAAAGCUGCAGUGGCGACAGCUCAAGCAGCCGUGGAAGUUGUUCGUCUAAGCAGUACUAGGCCUUCAUUGUACAUUAAAGACUUGGCUGCCAUGACUAUUCAGACCGCUUUCAGAGGAUAUCUGGCAAGAAGAGCUCUUCGGGCACUUAAGGGACUGGUAAAGCUGCAAGCUUUGGUAAGAGGUCAUAAUGUUAGAAAGCGUGCAAAGAUGACCCUUCAGUGCAUGCAAGCUCUGGUUCGAGUUCAGGCUCGAGUUUUGGACCAGCGCACCAGAAGACUUUCUCUGGAAGAAAGCUUUGUUUCUUCUAUGCUUAACGAUCCCAUAAGCUUAAGAAGAUCAUCAUACAAUGUUAAUGCUAACAGGAAGUCCCUUUCUAGAGAAGAAAGUAGAGUAGUUAGUGAAGAUGAUUUAGCUCACUGGGAUAAUGAGCAUUCAGAAUCAGCACAAACGCUGGAGCAUAUUGAAGCCAUGCUAAGGAAAACAAAAGAAGCAGCCACCAAACGUGAAAGGGCUCUUUCUUAUGCCUUUUCUCAACAGAUGUGGCGAAAUGAGUGUUGUGUGGACCAAGUUGAAAGCGAACCAGAACCAGAAGGGUGCUGGACUAGGAGACAUAGUCUCAAUAAGCAGUGGGAGAGCACAGGAAGAGCUUCAUGUGAUCAUAUCAUAGACCCAAUUAAAACAGUUGAAAUUGACACAUAUCGACCUUAUUCUAACUUAAGCCCCAUACCCCACAGAGCACAACAUCACAAUCAACAUAACUACCAACGCCAACAACAGCAACAAAGGCCUCAGAAUUCGUAUUGUUACUUCACUCCUCCAGCCCAAGUCCAAUACCAACAACCUCUAACACCACCCUCUUCAAAGCUCAGAAAUCUUCACAACUUGACCAACACCAUUAGCCCCCGUUGCAUCAACAAAACGCCACCCUAUAACUACAUGGCUGCAACGGCCUCAGCCAAGGCCCGGUCUCAAAGUGCGCCGAGGCAAAGGGCCUCUCCAACGGUGACCCCAGAAGCAGAGAAGACGACAGCAGCAGGGCCGUCAGCUAGGAAACGACUGUCGUUUCCUGUUGCUGGUGAGGCCAAUGGAAGCCGCAGCAGCAGCCACCAGCAGAGGUCGAGCGUUUCAUCUCGUUGCUCGGACAGCGAGACUUCUCCUCUCAGAAGCAAUGAGUCUAGGCAGAGAAGGUGGUUGAGGUAGCUUAAGAGAUGUGUUAAACGAUAUUGUUCAUGAUUUCAUGGUUAGAAGAAUCAAUGAGUUUCUUUGGUUACUUAAGUGUCUGCAUUGAACUGUAAUGGCUCUAGUUUCAGAAGAAUAAAAAAUGUAUGGAAUGUUUCUGUUGCUACUGCACUCACAUUCCCUUUUCUCA